CCGGCGGCGCCCCCGGUGCUCCCCGCGCUUGGCCCGCAGCCCCAGGACUCCCCAGGCCCCCCCUGCUGCCCAGCCCGCAGACCCACAGCGCUGCCCGCCACCCCCCUGCAGCCCAGCCCGUGCCGCUGGGGCUCUCGGAGCCCCUGCUGCUCCCCCUCCGCACCCCACUGCUUUUCUGUAGCCCCCACUUGUGCCCGCAGGUUUCUCCUGCGCUCCUCGAGUGCUCCUGACUCCUGCCGUGGUCCCCCGUGGCCCCUGGCCUGCUCCUUCGCAGCCCACCCGGCGCCCUCAGAACUCCUGCAGCCCCCAAGCUGCACUCGUGGAGCUCCGAAGUGUCCCCCUCAGCUUUUUUCCCAGGCCCAGCUCUUCCCUCCUAAUGCUUUCCCCUCUCCAGACUCUGUUGUUUUGGUGACCUAAGCCUCAAACCCAUUACCUUCACCUCCCCCCGGAUCCUGUCCAUCUGGUGCCCUCAUCUUGUGUCCUGGAGGGUUCCUGUGCCUCUCCUUUUUCCCUGCAUCACAAGGACUCUGUGCCCUGGCGCACACUGGGGUUCCUGCUCUGUUGUCUGUCCCCCCCAGCUCCCCCCAUGCUGCAGCUGCCCCUGCCCCACUGGCCCCUGUCACCCAUCUCGGGAUUUCUCUGCUUUGCUCGGGUCUGGCCCCAGCGCAGCCUUGCGCCUCGUCCCUCACUGGGACCUUGCACAGCUCUCUGGAGCUCAGCGUAAGCUUUAAAACCUGUUUGAGAGCUGUUUAUAAACCUCCAGCCGAUUUUCUUUGCUCUGGAUGCUCACCGCUAAGUGGUGCAAACUGGAAAUCGGCAAUCAGAAAAGGAAACUUGAGGCAAUUGAUGUGACUUGAUCUGAGUUGCUUCAGAGCUCAGAUUUCACUUCCAUGUUAAGGACUGAAGACACAACCACGCAGUGAAGAGCAGAGAAGCCCACUGGAAGCAGAGCCCUGCGCACCCUCUGUUGUUAUGGCAGGGGGACGGCGGGGCCCCAACCGCACCUCCUACUGCCGAAAUCCCCUCUGUGAGCCUGGGGCCGCUGGCGGCUCCGGCCAUUCCACGAGUUCCUCGGUCACGGGUGUACGCUCACGCACCAGGAGCGGUUCGGGUACCGGCCUUUCCAGCCCCCCUUUGGCAGCUCAGACAGUCGUCCCCCUCCGGCACUGCAAAAUCCCGGAGCUGCCUGUGGAGAGGAGCGUGCUGUUUGAACUCCAGCUCUUCUUCUGUCACCUUGUUGCACUGUUUGUCCACUAUAUCAACAUCUACAAAACCGUGUGGUGGUACCCGCCCUCCCACCCGCCUUCGCACACGUCACUGAACUUUCAUCUCAUUGACUUAAACGUGCUGACAGUGACCACGAUCGUCCUGGCACGCCGGCUGAUCAGUGCUGUUGUGAAGGAGGCUUCCCAGAGUGGCAAAGUCUCCCUGCCACGCUCUGUUUUCCUGGUGAUCACUCGGUUUGCUGUUCUCACUGGCACAGGCUGGAGUUUGUGUCGAUCGAUAAUUCACCUUUUCAGAACCUACUCCUUCCUUAAUCUCCUGUUCCUGUGUUACCCGUUUGGCAUGUACAUCCCCUUCCUUCAGCUGAACUGUGACCUGCGGAAGACGGGCCUCUUCUCCCAGGUAGCCAGCUUCGGUCUCCGAGAGACCAGCGAAGUGAACACCAGGGGCAGAGACUACCUGACCGUCCUAAAGGAGACCUGGAAGCAGCACACUCGGCAGAUGUACGGCAUGGAGGCCAUGCCCACUCACGCCUGCUGCCUCUCCCCAGAUCUCAUCCGCAACGAGGUGGAGUACCUGAAAAUGGACUUUAACUGGCGGAUGAAGGAGGUGCUGGUGAGCUCCAUGCUCAGUGCCUACUACGUGGCCUUUGUGCCGGUCUGGUUUGUGAAGAACACUCAGUACUACGACAAGCGCUGGUCGUGUGAGCUCUUCCUGCUGGUUUCCAUCAGCACGUCGGUGAUCCUGAUGCAGUACCUGCUGCCUGCGCGCUACUGCGACCUGCUCCACAAAGCCGCCGCGCACCUGGGCUGCUGGCAGAAGGUCGACCCAGCCCUCUGCUCCAAUGUGCUCCAGCACCAGUGGACAGAGGAGUGCAUGUGGCCGCAGGGAGUGUUGGUGAAGCACAGCAAGAAUGUGUACAAAGCCGUGGGUCACUACAACGUGGCGGUGCCCUCGGACGUCUCACACUUCCGCUUUCACUUCUUUUUCAGCAAACCGCUGAGAAUCCUCAACAUCCUGAUCCUGCUGGAGGGAGCCGUCAUCUUCUACCAGCUUUACUCGCUCAUCUCUUCGGAGAAGUGGCACCAGACGAUCUCACUGGCUCUGAUCCUCUUCAGCAAUUACUACGCCUUCUUCAAGCUGCUGCGUGACCGUCUGGUGCUGGGCAAAGCCUACUCGUACUCUGCCAGCAGAGACUCGGAGCAGAAGUUGAAUUAAAACAAUUGCACUGAUGCUCAGCUUAUGACAGAACAAACAAAACCAGAAACCCUCAGAGCUUUGUAUUUUUGUUACCACUGCUUUUUUUUCUUUGAUAACUGAUGUAAUUAAAAGGAAAAACAUAUUUUUUUAC
This is a messenger RNA of Cuculus canorus (common cuckoo), 2575 nucleotides long. RefSeq names its product transmembrane protein 39B (gene TMEM39B). Lineage: Eukaryota; Metazoa; Chordata; Aves; Cuculiformes; Cuculidae. Gene Ontology annotation, cellular component: membrane. Bases 973 to 2442 code for a protein of 489 amino acids. The transcript has 9 exons. The record is from RefSeq and is a predicted model, not a curated record.